UUCGACUGUAGAAUAUAUUCCGGGGCAACACACUCGUCUUGAAAGGAAUUGGCGGUUUUUCCGCAAAGCGAAGCGGUGUGACAAACGUAGCAAGCUAAGUAUGGAAUAACAAAAAAAAAAAAAAAAAGAGAACAUGGAUGAAUGCAGACAUCUUUUAAACAUUCAUAAUUUUCUGUCGGUUCGAAGAUUGAAUUAGUCAUUUUUUCGCUUUUAGCAGAGUCAACUUGAUUCGUGUCUGGGUGUAUCUUAAAUGGGAAUUGUUUGGUUGAGUUAUGAGGACGCGGCUGAAGUCCAGCAAUUUUAGGGCUGGGUUUUUGUGAAUGGCGAUGCUGGGUAAGAUUAGCUAGCUAGCUGUUUAGCUUGCUAGCUAAUUAGUUUCAUGCAUUCAUCGGUUUUUACGACCCAAUGAUUUUAUAUAAUUUGUACUACCAACUGAGCCAACAUGUCUAGCCUCCAGAAAUCGAACGCCAAAUAUUUAUGGCAGUGUCUCCUGAGUCUUGGAUUUCAGCCCGAAAUCGCGGCUAACUCUGUCGGUGCAAGCAAACGAGGAAUCGCGUUAGGACUAACUAUGUUUGACACUCCAAACAAGGAUGCAUUCUACAUCGUCACUCUGUUCUUACUUGAAAAACUGAACCCUACACGUGUGAACGAGGUAUUCAGGCAUUGUUGGCCAGUUAUUGGUUGGAAGGCUGAUGCUGAAUUUCGCAAAGGAACUUGCAAUUGGUUUCGGGAUAUUGCGGCUGAACGUGGGAAUGCCUUCCCUAAAGUUGUGGCGUCCUUGUUCCUUUCACCUGGGGGACCCAAAUUCAUAAAUGUGAUGCUUCACUUGGCCAAGCAUGUCAUGUUGCAAGAGAUGAAGACCUUUUCCACAGACAAAACGUGGAUUCCUGAAGCUUCCUGUGCUAAGACUCAGUCACUGGAGGCAGCCGUGCUGCGGCUUCGACUGAUGAAGAUGCGGUUUCUGAGGACUGCAGUGGCGCAGGACAGGCUUAUCCAGGACUACCAGCGAAAAGCGCAGGCUCAGGUCAAAUCGAUAAGGGAUUUGAGGGCUGAAGAUGCCAAGUUUGACUGCUUGCUGAGGCAUGUAAAAGAAGGUGAAGAUGAGAUGGGUCUUCUGUCUGAGAAGAUUCUGAAGGUCCGGUCCCUCUGGGCCGACGUAAACAACAUCCUGUCCACUCUGGAAGAGGAGCGGGCGGUGGUGGACUGUGUUGUCAAGGGAAAUAUUGACCAGUACACAUUGGACGGCACUGACCUCACUAUAAAGAUCCCUGAUGUUUUGCUGGAGCAGAUUGAACGAUCAGCUUACUCGGCGAGCGUGGGGAACGUGUACGAGGCCGGGCAGCUCAACCUGCUGCGCCUCCUGGAGCUCCUGAACGAGGCCCUGCGCCUCCUGCGGGAGGAGCGCGAGGAGGUGGGGGGCGGCGCACCGCGGCUGGACCUGCCGCUCCUGGAGGAGAAGGCCCUGCUCCUGAGGCGCACCCUGGAGGCCGUCAAGCAGAGGAGGAAAAAGAUUUCCAAAGAAGACAUUCCUGAAGUUAAGGCAUGUAUCCGGAACCUGGAGCUGGAAUGGGACCGGAAGUGGGAGGACUGUUUGAGGCGGAGGCCGCUGGCGUCGUUCCUUAACGAGGAUCCGGCGCUCGACUUCCUCUCCCCGAUGGCGCCCCUGUGCUUUGAGCCGGCCGCCGAGGGCAGCUUCAGAACCUGCGUCUUCUCGCUGUAUCCCGCCAAGCUGCCCGUGGAAUCUGUCAAGGAGGAGGAAUCUGUCAAGGAGGAGGAAUCUGUCAAGGAGGAGGAAUCUGCCAAGGAGGAGGUCCCCGCCGAAAGUUCAGAUUCUUCAGAAAAUGCUGACGGAAGGAGCACGGACCUAAAAGACAUGCAAAGUGUUUGCCACCUUCUGCCCCAGCCUAGUGAGUCACUGGCUUCCAGUUCUGUGGUUUCUUCAAGACCAUCGACUCCAUGCAGAGCUCCCUCUCCUAAACCUGUGAAGGCCAAUCGGAAGACUCUGCCGGUGGGAGGCGCGCGGCCGAAGGCCACGGCGGCGAAGAAGGCGGCCAUGAUCAUGGACCGGGAGAGCGACAGCCUGGCAGACCAGUUUGCAGAAGCCAUCACCGCCGGCCCUGACUACAGGAGACAGGGCAUGGAGCUGGAAGCCCUGCUCGGCACCCUACGGGACCCAUUCUCAACCAGGAAGCAGAUUCCCCGCACUCCGGAAAGCCUGCUGUCGGAGGUGAAGAACUCGUGGAGGCGUGCGGUGGAGGAGGGAGAAGCUGAAAAGGCCCAGCUCUCCGGGGGGCUGAGAGACGGACCGUCCGACUCCUCCAGGGCCCGCCCCAGCGCGGGCACGCCCCUCCCAAACAGCGGAAGGAUGCGCCCCCAGGAUCCUGAUGGGGCCUCCGUGUUCAGCCCCACUCUGGGGGUGGUCGGGGCCUCCGUGUUGAGCCCCACUCCGGGGGAGGUCGGGGCAUCCUUGUUCAGCCCCACUCCGGGGCAGUUCGGGGCAUCCUUGUUCAGCCCCACUCCGGGGCAGUUCGGGGCAUCCUUGUUCAGCCCCACUCCGGGGCGGCCCGGGGCCCCCGUGUUGAGCCCCACUCCGGGGCAGCCCGGGGCAUCCUUGUUCAGCCCCACUCCGGGGGAGGUCGGGGCAUCCUUGUUCAGCCCCACUCCGGGGCAGCCCGGGGCCCGCGUGUUCAGCCCCACUGCAGGGCAGCCCGGGGACUCCCUGCACUCCACCCUGUCCUGGGACUCGGGCCGGCUGGACACCACAUGGGGCCAGAGUGGCAGCGACGUCGUCCAGUUUGGCAUCGCCAGCGAGACCAUUCCGGGGCAGCCCGGGGCCUCCGUGUUCAGCCCCACUCCGGGGCAGCCCGGGGCCCGCGUGUUGAGCCCCACUCCAGGGCAGCCCGGGGACUCCCUGCUCUCCACCCUGUCGUGGGACUCGGGCCGGCUGGACGCCACAUGGGGCCAGAGUGGCAGCGACGUCGUCCAGUUCGGCAUCGCCAGCGAGACCAUCCCGGAGCUGCUGGGCGACGAGAGCAUCCUGAGCUGCAGCACGGGAGCGGCGGACGCGUCGGGCCUGACGGAGGAGGGGGAGAGCGAGCUGGUCUUCCCCGACGUCGCGUGCGACGCCGCGGACCUGGAGGGCCGGCUGCGGUCCCGGUUCGGCCGGAUCCGGAAAGACCACCACGAGGCGUCCUACACGCUCUGCAGGGAAGCGCCUCCGGAGCCGGCCUCCCCUCCGAACGCCGGGAACGCGUCCCAGGCUCUGGACUCUGAGGCUGGCAGCAGGGUCUUCUUCCUCGACCUGGACGCGCUGGAGAGUCCCUCAGUCUCCAGCAGGCUGAGCCUUCCCAAACUGGCCACCUUCUCUCCCAUAGAUGACCUGAUGCUGUAAGGCAUUGCUCCAGGAUGGCUGAAAGGGACUGGUGGUUAAUAUUCCUGUGAAAUUCUCAGCCCUUAGUGUUUGCGUGCAUUUUUUUUUUUUUUUCUGAUUACGUAAAAAAGUGGUUUCUUUUCUCUGCUGAAAAACCAACUGCUGGUCUAAUGUCUUUCUAAUCUGAGAUUUUGAUGGAUUUUGUACAUGUAAAGUCUGGUCUAUUCUCUUAAUAUUUAAUUUAGCUGACUUCUCAUUGCUUUUUCUAACCUUGUUGAAUAUGUUUAGCAAUUUGUUAAUGUAAAAAAAAACAAAAAAAGGCACUUUGAAGAAUCGAACAAAUUUGGGGAAAUAGUAGUUCGAAGUAAAAGCAUAAAUACAAAUGGUAGCGACUGUAAAUAAUUAAUACAUUUUUGCAAUAAA
Conger conger (European conger) is the source of this 3793-nucleotide messenger RNA. It is a transcript of the gene haus6, whose product is annotated as HAUS augmin-like complex, subunit 6. NCBI's taxonomy places the organism in Eukaryota, Metazoa, Chordata, Actinopteri, Anguilliformes, Congridae. Gene Ontology annotation, cellular component: mitotic spindle microtubule; HAUS complex. The transcript is spliced from 16 exons. The record is from RefSeq and is a predicted model, not a curated record. Bases 443 to 3391 code for a protein of 982 amino acids. Gene Ontology annotation, molecular function: microtubule binding. Gene Ontology annotation, biological process: spindle assembly.